This is a messenger RNA of Acomys russatus (golden spiny mouse), 2707 nucleotides long. RefSeq names its product glutamine--fructose-6-phosphate transaminase 1 (gene Gfpt1). Bases 156 to 2255 code for a protein of 699 amino acids. Gene Ontology annotation, biological process: fructose 6-phosphate metabolic process; UDP-N-acetylglucosamine metabolic process; carbohydrate derivative biosynthetic process. Gene Ontology annotation, molecular function: carbohydrate derivative binding; L-glutamine:D-fructose-6-phosphate transaminase (isomerizing) activity. The record is from RefSeq and is a predicted model, not a curated record. The transcript is spliced from 20 exons. Lineage: Eukaryota; Metazoa; Chordata; Mammalia; Rodentia; Muridae.
CUGGGGGGCGGGGCGGCAGUUGAGGGGCGAGCCGCGAGUCCAGCAGUCGUGUCUGAGCUGUCGCAUCCCGGAGUCAGUCUCAUCGCCGACACCCCGGCCUGAGCUCGUCCUUGUUUCCGACACUCGCGCCCGGCCUUCGCUCCUAGACCAGCAUCAUGUGCGGUAUAUUUGCUUAUUUAAAUUACCAUGUUCCCCGAACAAGGCGAGAAAUCCUGGAGACCCUAAUCAAAGGCCUUCAAAGACUGGAGUACAGAGGAUAUGAUUCUGCUGGUGUGGGACUUGACGGAGGCAAUGACAAAGACUGGGAAGCCAAUGCCUGCAAAAUCCAGCUCAUUAAGAAGAAAGGAAAAGUUAAGGCACUGGAUGAAGAAGUUCACAAACAACAAGAUAUGGACUUGGAUAUAGAAUUUGAUGUACAUCUUGGAAUAGCUCACACCCGUUGGGCGACCCAUGGAGAACCCAGUCCUGUCAAUAGUCACCCCCAACGCUCUGAUAAAAAUAAUGAAUUUGUUGUUAUCCAUAAUGGAAUCAUCACCAACUACAAAGACUUGAAAAAGUUUUUGGAAAGCAAAGGCUAUGACUUUGAAUCUGAAACAGACACAGAAACCAUUGCCAAGCUUGUCAAGUACAUGUAUGACAACUGGGAAAGUCAGGACGUCAGCUUUACUACCUUGGUGGAAAGAGUUAUUCAGCAAUUGGAAGGUGCUUUUGCACUUGUGUUUAAAAGUGUUCAUUUUCCUGGGCAAGCAGUUGGCACAAGGCGAGGGAGCCCUCUCCUGAUUGGGGUGCGGAGCGAGCAUAAGCUUUCUACAGAUCACAUCCCCAUUCUGUACAGAACAGCUAGGACUCAGAUUGGAUCACAAUUCUCAUGGUGGGGAUCACAGGCAGAACGAGGCAAAGACAAGAAAGGAAGCUGCGGUCUCUCCCGUGUGGACAGCACGACCUGCCUUUUCCCUGUUGAGGAAAAGGCAGUUGAAUAUUACUUUGCUUCUGAUGCAAGUGCUGUGAUAGAGCAUACCAAUCGUGUCAUCUUUCUUGAAGAUGAUGAUGUUGCAGCAGUGGUGGAUGGCCGUCUCUCUAUCCACCGAAUUAAACGGACCGCAGGAGACCAUCCUGGCCGAGCUGUGCAAACCCUCCAGAUGGAACUCCAGCAGAUCAUGAAGGGCAACUUUAGUUCAUUUAUGCAGAAGGAGAUCUUUGAGCAACCAGAGUCUGUUGUGAACACAAUGAGAGGAAGAGUCAAUUUUGAUGACUACACUGUGAACUUGGGAGGUUUGAAAGAUCACAUUAAGGAGAUCCAGCGGUGUCGGCGGUUGAUUCUUAUUGCUUGUGGCACAAGUUACCACGCUGGUAUGGCAACCCGUCAGGUCCUGGAAGAACUGACAGAGUUGCCGGUGAUGGUAGAGCUCGCCAGCGACUUCUUGGAUAGAAACACGCCAGUCUUUCGAGAUGAUGUUUGCUUUUUUAUUAGUCAAUCAGGUGAGACAGCUGACACCCUAAUGGGCCUUCGCUACUGUAAGGAGAGAGGAGCCCUAACCGUGGGGAUCACAAAUACAGUCGGCAGCUCUAUAUCAAGGGAGACAGAUUGUGGGGUUCAUAUUAAUGCUGGUCCCGAGAUUGGUGUGGCCAGCACAAAGGCGUACACCAGCCAGUUCGUGUCCCUUGUGAUGUUUGCCCUCAUGAUGUGUGACGACAGGAUCUCCAUGCAAGAGAGACGCAAAGAGAUCAUGCUUGGGCUGAAGCGGCUGCCAGACCUGAUUAAGGAAGUGUUGAGCAUGGAUGAUGAAAUCCAGAAGCUGGCGACAGAACUUUACCACCAGAAGUCAGUCCUGAUCAUGGGCCGAGGCUAUCACUACGCUACAUGUCUUGAAGGAGCCCUGAAAAUCAAGGAGAUUACGUACAUGCACUCUGAAGGCAUCCUUGCUGGUGAGCUAAAGCAUGGCCCUCUGGCCUUGGUGGACAAGUUGAUGCCUGUCAUCAUGAUCAUCAUGCGAGACCACACUUACGCCAAGUGCCAGAACGCUCUACAGCAAGUGGUUGCACGGCAGGGGCGCCCAGUUGUGAUCUGUGAUAAGGAGGAUACCGAGACCAUUAAGAACACAAAAAGGACAAUCAAGGUGCCCCACUCAGUGGACUGCCUGCAGGGUAUUCUCAGUGUGAUCCCCUUACAGCUGCUGGCUUUCCAUCUGGCUGUGCUGAGAGGCUAUGAUGUUGAUUUCCCACGGAAUCUUGCCAAAUCUGUAACAGUAGAGUAAAGGAAACCUGAAGCUUAAGACAGUUAAGCAACACAAGACACCUUUUGUAUUUAAAUUUUUGAUUUAAAAUAUUGCCUCCUAAAAGCCUUUUUUAGUAAAUUCUUAUUUAUCAGUUAUAAUUAUCCCACUCAACUAAUGAUUUUUUGUGCAAUUGCCUCACUUUCAAUAAUACAUGAGGAAGUUUGAUUAAUAGAAUUUAGAUCUGAACCUAAAAUCAGAGAGAUUUUAGUUAUAGUUUGUUUAAAGAACUGGAUAAUGAAUUUCCGGGUCCUCCACUUCAGGCAAGGAGGACUGCUGAGUGUCUGAGCUCCCUGUUGUUUGCUUUAGCAUGACUUGAUUCAGUCAGACUGAUGAAAGACCAGUGCAUUCAGUUGGGAUAGUCCAAGUCAAAAGCCAGUGUGUGGAGUUCGUGGACAUCUCUGGAGGCUUUGCUGCAUCGUUUAUAAAUAGAG